This is a messenger RNA of Rhipicephalus microplus (southern cattle tick), 2234 nucleotides long. It is a transcript of the gene tko, whose product is annotated as 30S ribosomal protein S12 technical knockout. Gene Ontology annotation, molecular function: structural constituent of ribosome. The record is from RefSeq and is a predicted model, not a curated record. Gene Ontology annotation, cellular component: small ribosomal subunit; ribosome. Lineage: Eukaryota; Metazoa; Arthropoda; Arachnida; Ixodida; Ixodidae. Gene Ontology annotation, biological process: translation.
UUCACGGCGUUUGCGACCGCUGCGGCGUGUGUUUUUGCUGUUCUGUGGUUUAGCAUCGUUCGGAAGUUCCGCGACGCAAACUCCGCUAUCAUGAAUUGCCUACGAAGCCUGGGCAACGCAUUCGCCCAAAUGACGAUUCGCGCUGCCAUGCCGUCCCGGAGUCUAUCCUUCUGUGCAACAACGGCAUGGCAGGCGAGCUUGCCGACCCCGUAUGCCAGGAAGUCGACUGAAAACACUCCGGUCACGCUGCCAAUCCAGGCGCCGAACCUGCCGUCUGUUCAACCGGUGCGCCACAGGUUCUUCGUCCGGUUCAAGGGAAGCCCCCACCACGACGGCCUCAUCUACGACCCGAUCCUGGAAAAAGUCCACGCUGGCGGCAUCCCGCCACCCAAGAAGAAGCGCCGCCACCCGCUGGACAGCAAGCCUUUCAUGAAGGGCGUCGUCAUCAAGACACUCAUCAAGAAGCCCAAGAAACCGAAUUCGGCCAACCGCAAGUGCGUACUCCUGCGCCUGUCCAAUGGCAAGGAGGCGACGGCCUACGUGCCCGGCGUGGGCCACAACCUGCAGGAGCACAGCGUCGUCCUGGUGUACAAGUCGCGGACGAAGGACGUCCCGGGUCUCAAGCUCAAGGUUGUGCGCGGGAAGUAUGACUGCGCUCACGUGAUCAGGAAACCGCAGUCCGGGUCUUGAAGGGACCACUAGUGAUGCUAUUGUUGUUUCCGGAGAGUGUUUGCACGUCAACAGCGCAGGUUCACACGACUUGAGCAGAAACGUCAUGUGCGACGUCAUUGUGCAGUCGGGGAAAAUUUGAAAGGGAAUGCUAUGUUCAUGUUUAAGCAACAAUUAUUUGGAAAGGGGGGAAGCGAAUAUGGGAUAUUGGUUUGCUAUGAGUACUUUUCUUUUUGUGCAUUUAUCGCUAUGAACACUUUUGCCCUUGGCAGCUGCAUUAAGCUACAGUGGCCUGUUGUAGGUAAUUUAGCCGUUUCCUUUCAUAUUGAUCAUGUCUGUGAAGCGGCAUGUCGCCAUUGACCUUCGCCUUCGGGUGCUAUUUUGGACACUGUCAAAUUCUGCCAUGUUGUAACAUUUUUUAAUGGCAUCAUUUUAGGCCGAUUGAAGAGGCUGUUUCAGCCAUCCUGGCCAAUCUGAAAUGACCAACAGUGGACAACACGAUUUUGACCAUGUCUACCGUAGAAACCCCAGCAAUAGUGAUGAUGGAAAAAUAGUUAAAACUGUGAAGUGAAAGCACUGGUUACUGCCUUUCCUCCCCCCCCCCUCCCCUCUUGGUGACAUGGGCCAACAAUUGACAGUGACAAAACAGCUAUACCUACACAAUGCCAAUCCAAAUUUAGGUACAUCCUACAUGACGUUUCUACUCUGGUCACACUAUCGAAGCUGUUGAGCAGCAGCUAAGCUCUCUCCAUUGUUGUUUCCAAUGGCUGAUGCCAAGGGCAAAUGCCACAACCGAAGCAUUUCUCAUCACAUCUGUGUCGCGUGAGCAAGUAGUAGGCUCAGUGGUUGCUAAAGAGCAUUGUUGCGAAACUUACCUGAAGCUCCUUAGUUUGACUGUGUAAUUAUGGCACAUUGAACUGGCUGUUUCAGAGCACUCUGGCAGUGAUGCAAAAAUUUUGUGGAACAGCUUUAAAGCAGGCUUUUGGAAUAAGCAUGCCUAGUAUAAAUUAUGUAGUUAUUUUUACGAAAUUCUCAACUAUUGUGAGUUAUCUGUGUCUCAUGGUGAUAAUAAUCAUCACCGGCUCAAUUGCACUAGGAGCUCGUAAACAAGUGCAACUCUGCACCGAGGUCACUCAGAGAUUGCCACUCUUCUGCCGAGAGUCAUGCGAUGUGUUACCUGCAGAUACCACGUGCGCGGGAAUAAAGCAAGGAGAGGCACACAAGAUAGGUAAUGGCUAUAUUUGUUUGGUGUAAGAAUUAUGCCACCAUGGGUUACAACUGCGUUUUUUUUUUUCUUUUAGAGUGAACCGUGAUCCGAGCUGUAAUGUGCUCUCCGAUGUUCAUUCUCCUUUCCAUGGUCUUUCUUUAACUAUUAUUGCACUCUGAAACAACAAAAUUAAUGUGAAAUUAGCUUCGCCACAGCACCGCUUCAUUGCGCACAGGUUGCUCAGACGACGUAGUAAUGUUCAACUGCAGUGCUCUUCAGCAGCCAUCAAAGUGUGCUCGAGUGACACUGCUGUUUCUCCUUCGUAGGUUAUUGAAAUAAAAACUGAUACAGAAAUACC